GUGUGACAGACACCUUUGGGACAUGAAGUGGAUACUGUUCUUUGGGGCCCUUAUCGGGCCCAGCAUCUGUGGUCGAGGGAAGUUUUUUGGGGAUCAAGUUUUUAGGAUUAACGUCAGAAAUGGAGACGAGAUCAGCAAACUAAACGAGCUAAUGAAAUCAGACAACUUGAAGCUCAACCUCUGGAAGUCUUCCUGUUCCUUGGGUCAUCCUGUGGAUGUCCUGGUCCCGGCUGUCAGUCUGCAACCAGUCGAAUUCUUCCUCAAGUCCCAAGGCUUAGAUUACUCAGUGACAAUUGAAGACCUGCAGGCCCUUUUAGAUAAAGAAGAUGAAGAAAUGCAAUACAACCAAGAGCAAGAACGGAGCAGUAAUAACUUCAACUACGGGGCCUAUCAUUCCCUGGAAGCUAUUUACCAGGAGAUGGACAGCAUUGCUGGAGACUUUCCUGACUUGGCGAGCAGGGUGAAGAUUGGGCAUUCGUUUGAAGACCGGCCAAUGUAUGUACUGAAGUUCAGCACUGGAAAAGGCAGUCAGCGGCCGGCCAUUUGGCUGAACGCAGGCAUUCAUUCCCGGGAGUGGAUCUCACAGGCCACGGCCAUGUGGACUGCGAGGAAGAUUGUCUCUGAUUACGGGAAGGAUCCAGCCAUCACCUCCAUCUUGGAGAAAAUGGAUAUUUUCUUGUUGCCUGUGGCCAAUCCUGAUGGAUAUGUACACACGCACACUGAAAACCGACUUUGGAGGAAGACACGGUCCCUACGUCCUGGAAGCCCCUGCAUUGGUGUUGAUCCAAAUAGAAAUUGGAACGCCAGCUUUGCCGGUAAGGGAGCCAGUGCCAAUCCUUGCUCCGAAGUGUACCAUGGACCCCAUGCCAACUCAGAAGUAGAGGUGAAAUCGGUGGUAGAUUUCAUUCAACAGCACGGGGGUUUCAAAUGCUUCAUCGACCUGCACAGCUACUCGCAGCUGCUGAUGUAUCCGUAUGCGUACACCGCCAACGAGGCCGCGGAUGCCGAUGAGCUGGACGAGGUGGCAAGGCGUGCGGCUACAGCUCUGGCUUCCCUGUCUGGCACUCAGUACCGCGUGGGUCCCAGCGCUACCACUGUCUAUCAAGCUAGUGGGAGCAGCGUUGACUGGGCGUAUGAUAAUGGCAUCAAGUAUGCAUUCACUUUUGAGUUAAGAGAUACUGGGCACUAUGGCUUCCUCCUGCCAGCCGACCAGAUCAUUCCCACUGCAGAGGAGACCUGGCUGGGGCUGAAGACCAUCAUGGAGCAUGUGCGAGACCACCUCUACUAGAUGAGGAGCCCGCUCUGUCUGCACUUAUAUAUCCCCCAUGUAGGUGCGC
Messenger RNA from Myotis davidii, 1337 nucleotides. It is a transcript of the gene CPA4, whose product is annotated as carboxypeptidase A4. The record is from RefSeq and is a predicted model, not a curated record. NCBI's taxonomy places the organism in Eukaryota, Metazoa, Chordata, Mammalia, Chiroptera, Vespertilionidae. The transcript has 11 exons. The coding region runs from base 23 to 1288 and encodes 421 amino acids. Gene Ontology annotation, biological process: proteolysis. Gene Ontology annotation, molecular function: zinc ion binding; metallocarboxypeptidase activity.